Messenger RNA from Lycium barbarum (goji berry), 1615 nucleotides. RefSeq lists its product as uncharacterized. The coding region runs from base 243 to 1292 and encodes 349 amino acids. The transcript is spliced from 8 exons. The record is from RefSeq and is a predicted model, not a curated record. Lineage: Eukaryota; Viridiplantae; Streptophyta; Magnoliopsida; Solanales; Solanaceae.
UUUUUCUCCUAUUUUGACUUGAGAAAUUGGUAUAUUCCCUGUUAUUUCCUUGUUUUUUUUUUCUUCAUUUAGGUAAUAUUUUAACAGUGCUGUGAUCUUUGAUAUCACCAUAAAAAAGGGUCUUUGCCUAAGCAGUCAAAUUCAGAUUUUUUUUUUUCUUCCUUCAGAUCAUUGUUGAAUCAGUUGGUCUUUCUUUACUUUGGUUCUCUCUUCAGCAAGCUUGAUAUACCUAAGUAUAGGAUAUGGUGCGUACACGAGCACUUCUUGCUCAAUGCUUGCCUGGUUUCAUAUCUCAAGACCGAGGGUGUCACGUGUCAGUCAUAUCCGACAAAGAUGUUCAUCUUCCCACACCCGCUGUAGAGAUAGUUCCAUCAAAGGCUGCUCAUCCCUACAAAUAUGCUGGCGAGACUGUAGAUUUGCAAGGAAUCGAUUUCUUCAAGGGUAGAGUCAGUGUUGCUGAUAUAAUUGGGUUUACUGGUUCAGAAACAGUAUCCUCAAAGUCAGAUGGACAUCUUAAAUCUUGGGACAGCUCAAUUGAUCUUGUUAAUGUUCUCAAGCAUGAGAUUCGGGAUGGACAGCUGAGUUUAAGAGGCAAAAGGGUGCUUGAGCUUGGUUGCAGUUAUGGGCUUCCUGGAAUUUUUGCUUGUUUGAAGGGAGCUUCAACAGUUCAUUUUCAAGACCUCAGUGCAGAAACUAUAAGAUGCACGACAAUCCCUAAUGUUUUAGCAAACCUUGAGCAGGCCCGUGAUAGGCAGACCCGCCAACCUGAGAGUCCUUUGACUCCUUCAAGACAGAUUCUUGCUCCAGUGGUUCACUUCUAUGCUGGGGAGUGGGAGGAACUCCACACAGUCUUAUCUGUGGUGAGGAAUGAUAUAUCUGAGGUACCAACAGGAAUGAGCCGUAGUUUGUCAGAGGAGGAUUUCAUGGAUGGUUGUAGUAGCCAAGAGGGGAGCAUACUGGGGCUCGAGUCUUCCUUUAGGAGAUCUAGGAAGCUCUCCGGAAGCAGAGCAUGGGAGAGGGCUAAUGAUGCAGACAAUGCCGAAGGUUAUGAUGUAAUUUUAAUGACUGAACUUCCCUACUCGGUGCCCUCCCUCAAGAAACUAUAUGGGCUUAUAAAAAAGUGUCUGAGGCCUCCCUAUGGAGUAAUAUAUCUGGCUGCGAAAAGGAAUUAUGUGAGCUUUAACAGUGCAGCACGCCAUUUGAGAAGUGUGGUCGACGAGGAAGGUGUUUAUGGUGCCCAUUUAGUGAAAGAGCUAACAGAUCGAGAGAUUUGGAAAUUCUUUUUCAAAUAAAGGACAGUCAACUUCACUACCAAUGCAUUUCUUCAGCAGCCUAAAUUUUAUUCGUCUAACAUUGUUCUUUCUACGCUUUUAUAUUUAUGUUACAAGCUUCAUGUUAAAUUACUUGAGCAUCAUGAUAGUCAAGUAUUAAGAUGAAUGCAUCUCCUGCUGGUCUACUUAUGUAGUUAUUUUUGCUUGUGGACCUUUCUUUUCUUCCGUAUUUGAAGGUGUAAAUUAAAUGUACAUUAUCUUGGUUUAUACAUGAUGUAAUGAUCCUGCAUUUUGGCUAGAUUGAAAUGUCAUAUUAAUCAAUAAUUCCUUUGAUUGGUUUGAAA